GGGAGGAAAACUUAGUGAAAUAAAUUCUUAUAAGGAAAGUAUAAAAUAUUUAGAAAGUAUAUAAGAAGAAAUAAUUAGCUAGUUAGAACUGAAUUGAUUUAACGCCAAUGUUUAAUGCUGAAGUAAUUAAAAGAUAUUUUUGACAGGAGGGGGCGUAUUUCAGUUAGAAUACAAGAUGGCGUCUAUCGUUUGUUUAUAAAACUGUAGUUCUAAAGGAACGUAAAAUGAUGAACUUGCAAAAAUCAAUUCGAUUAGUGAGAAGGUAAAGAAUGGAAGACGAAGCUGAAUUAAGGGAAAAAAUAUUUCAUAAUCUAAUUAGAGAAUAUGUGAUAUUUUUAUUGCUCUUCAUUUUACUCUAUGUAUCAUCUUAUUGCCUCAUAUCAUCGUAUAAAAAGAAAAGGGAAGAAUUCUACAUAGGAGAUGAUGAAGAUGCUGUGGUUUACAGAAUUUCGCUCUGGAUGUGUAACUUCUCAUUGGCUGUAUCUGUGGGAGCAGCACUUUUGCUUCCAAUUUCUAUUAUCAGCAAUGAAGUGCUAUUAUUAUAUCCUAAUAGCUAUUAUGUCCAGUGGCUUAAUAGUUCCCUUAUUCAAGGAUUGUGGAAUCAUGUCUUCCUCUUCUCCAAUUUGAGUUUGUUUGUUCUUCUACCCUUCGCAUAUUUUUUCACAGAAUCUGAGGGUCUACCUGGUUCAAGAAAGGGAAUAAUGGCAAGAGUUUAUGAAACAUUUCUAGUACUUGUUUUAUUAGGAUUCCUUAUUCUAGGGAUGACAUAUUUACUUUCUGCAUUCCUUGAUUAUGGACAUUCCAGUAUUGAAUCUUUAUUCACUGCAAAUUCUUGGGAUGUGAAUAUUAUUAAAAAUGUUUGGAAUUAUUAUUUACCAUUCCUUUAUUCUUGUGUGUCAUUCUUGGGUGUGUUGUUGUUACUGGUAUGUACUCCAGUUGGCUUUGCUCAUCUCUUCACAGUAUUAGGAGAACUAGUUGUAAAACCUCAGUUUUUGAGAAAUAUUCAAGAUGAAUAUUAUGUUGCUGUAUUUGAAGAACAGCAUCUAAAACGCAAACUUCAAAAUGCCAAAAGUGAAAAAAAUUCUUCUGUCCAGAAUGGUGUAGGACAUAUAUUAGAAGAACUACAAAGUAGAGAAAAAAAAAGAAAAGAAUUAGAAAAGCAAAGGAAAGUAUCACCCAUUCGUAGAAAUCUUGGUUAUCCAUUUGUUAUGGUCUUGCUUCUUGCUCUUACUGGAAUAUCAGUGGUAAUGGUGGCUCAUAACACAUUAGAACUACUAGUUGGAAUUAAAGCUUUACCUAUAUAUACAGAACAAUUUUCACUUGGUAUUAGUUCGCUAUCUGCUUUAGGAGCCAUAGGUGCUUCAUUGGAAAUUGUACUUAUAUUAUAUCUUUGGUUGGCAUCUGUUGUAGGUUUUUAUACAUUACCACUAUUAUGUAGAUUGAGGCCACAUUUACAUGACACGUCUAUGACUCAGGUAAUUGGUAACUGUGCUGUACUCCUCAUAUUGAGUUCUGCUUUACCUGUCCUAGCUCGUACAUUAGGUAUAACAAAUUUUGAUUUAUUGGGCGAUUUCGGAAGAAUCGAAUGGCUAGGAAAUUUUUACAUCGUGCUUUUUUACAAUCUUGUGUUUGCCGUGGCCACCGCUUUGUGUCUGGUAACAAAAUUUACUGCAGCCGUGAGACAAGAGCUUAUCAGAAGAUUUAAAUCGUUUGCUCAAUGGACUGUUACAAGAGAACGCAGAUCGCUUUCCAUGAAUGGAAUAUGGCCUCAUUCCAAAGACGAUUAGUAGUAAUCACCCUUACAUAAAAAUGGCCAGUUAUCAUCAAAAAAGUCAAUGGGGCCAAAAAAUAUUUUCUAAUUUCAUUCAAAUGGAACUGAACAAAAUGAACAAAUUAUUCAAAUACUCAAGCAAACAUUUAUAAUUCUUGAAUCAAUAAUCACUCAUUCAAUAUAUAUUGUUCCUAUAUUUAUAAUUUAUUGUCAUUUGUAAAAACAUUGAUAUUAUUUUGUCAAAUUGUAAAGUAUAUUUUUAGUUAGCCAAUAAUACCUUUGUAUAGCAAAUUGUAGAAUAAUUCAUAAUGAUGGAUAACCAAUAUUAUUAUGUAAAUGUUUUAUAUAUUGAUUCAUUUUAUAUGUCAUAGUAUCAUAUUUAUAAAACUUGCAAUGAGUUUUAAAAUAGAAAAUAGACUGUACAUUGCUCAAUGUGAAAGCCAAAGAUACAUAUAUUUGAUAUGCCAAAGAAACUUGUUUUCUUUGAAUUUGCCAACGGCCAGAGUUGGAUAUGUUUUUAUUUAAGAAGAAUAAUUAAACAUUCCAGUUUUGAAAUAGUUUAUUUCAUAAGUGCAAUGCACCUGAAGAAAUGGAAGUUUAUCCACCUACUAUUUUAUAAUAAAAUGGAUACACAUUACA
Molecule: messenger RNA, 2410 nt
Organism: Centruroides sculpturatus (bark scorpion)
Lineage: Eukaryota; Metazoa; Arthropoda; Arachnida; Scorpiones; Buthidae
Gene: lili
Product: limb region 1 protein homolog
Exons: 17
Coding region: 270-1787 (505 amino acids)
Biological process (GO): signal transduction
Molecular function (GO): transmembrane signaling receptor activity
Source: RefSeq, a predicted model, not a curated record